Messenger RNA from Lampris incognitus (smalleye Pacific opah), 1482 nucleotides. RefSeq names its product receptor accessory protein 6 (gene reep6). Lineage: Eukaryota; Metazoa; Chordata; Actinopteri; Lampriformes; Lampridae. The record is from RefSeq and is a predicted model, not a curated record. Bases 120 to 659 code for a protein of 179 amino acids. The transcript has 6 exons.
GCGGAUUGCUACUAGCCACGAGCACGCCCGGUCAGCGGGUUUGAGUGUUGCUUACUUCCUACAGGUGCUUUUCACACAGCACGAGUCCUCUAACAGCCGAGGACCCUAGGUGACGAACCAUGGGCCUACUAGAUUUUUUUACAAAAAUAAAAGAGCGAGCGGAAAAGUUUUUAAACGAGAAAAACGUUUUGACAGACUUCCUGAGCAAGAUAGAGGAAAACACCGGAAUCAAGAAAAAAGUAAUUGCGUUUGGUGCCGUGUCGCUGACGGGACUCUAUUUGGUGUAUGGAUACGGUGCCUCCCUUCUCUGCAACCUCAUUGGUUUCGUCUAUCCGGCAUACUACUCAGUCAAAGCCAUCGAAAGUGAAAACAAAGAGGAUGACACCAAGUGGCUGACCUAUUGGGUCGUCUAUGGAGUCUUCAGUCUGGGCGAGUUCUUCUCUGACAUCUUCCUUUACUGGUUUCCAUUCUACUAUGCAUUCAAGUGCCUGUUCCUGUUGUGGUGCAUGGCUCCGGUUUCAUGGAACGGCUCUCAGAUCCUCUACCGCAGGGUGGUUCGCCCCGUCUUCCUCCGCCACGAGGCCACGGUGGACAACAUGGUCAGCGAUCUCAGCGGGAAGGCCAUGACCGCCGCCGAGUCUGUCACCAGAGAAGGAUGAAGUAGAUGUAGACUAAUGUUCUGCAGAUGACAGCCAACAAGGAGGAGCCCCAGUAGUGGAGAGAAGCAGAGAUAGCCAGACUGCUCUGUUCACUAGGACCUGUUAUGCAUUCAUACUGAUGUAUCCAGAGCUGAUUCAACCAAUCUCAAUGCCCUGUGGUGGAAACGUGAUGAUCUGCUCUCAAAGAGAUUGUUUUUUCUUUCUUUUUUCCCCCUUUUUAGAUAUGAGAUGGGGCUCUUUGGCCACUUUGAGUAGAGUUUUAGUUGACAACGUUUUAUUUUAACAUGUACAAUAUUAUCAAUAUAAGUAGUGUAUGCGAGGCAUUCGGGUCCAGUCAAAUUCAACUCGCUGCUCUUUAAAGCUAGUGCAGACUGAGCCAAGCCUGACCAUAUUCUGCAUCAUAAAAGACCUUUUCAAGGAGAUUAGUAUCACAAUAUCAGAAAGGACUUAAUAUCAUCAUAACUGUAUAAAAAUUACAAUAUAUCACAGGAAGUUUACUUGAUGAUAGAGGCAAGAUGUUAAGAUCUGUGUAUUUUUUAUUUUUAUUUUUCGUAUUCAAGUUGUCGUUAGUUUACAAUCUAUGUAAAUUCCAUCCAUACUGUGAGGGUGUGUUGGCUCAAUGCUGCAUGAAGCUCACUGGCAUUAAAAUGGCCACACUUGAAAUAGAGUUUGUCUUGUUUUCUCUGUCAUACUUGUAUUUAAAAUGAGAGCAUACUAUUUUUCCUUUUUUAAGCUAUAUAUACAACAGUAUUUUCUUUACCUUUCAUUUUUGAAUUCAACUUGUGUUGCUAGCUCAAGAAUGAAUGAAAUAAAAGUCCUUAAA